Penicillium pulvis is the source of this 2145-nucleotide messenger RNA. RefSeq lists its product as uncharacterized. Bases 1 to 2145 code for a protein of 714 amino acids. Lineage: Eukaryota; Fungi; Ascomycota; Eurotiomycetes; Eurotiales; Aspergillaceae. The record is from RefSeq and is a predicted model, not a curated record. The transcript has 2 exons.
AUGUCCACUAUGGAUUGCGGUGUUACUAAAAGGCCUAACAAUGCAUGUUUCCCGGCCCCGAUUCAAACUCACAUUAAGAACCAAGACUCAUACUCAUCCGCGCCGAGCCACGAUGCCAUGGCAAUUCCUGACCCCAUUCCCUCGCCACGCCGAUGGUCUCCCACAUAUCAGCCCCGAAGGAGGAGCAGACAAUAUCCGACAUUGUCAUUCGUGCCGUCACCCACAUUACCUCGUUCGGAGGUUCAUGAUUCUUCUACAAACUCUCUCUGCCGGCGGCCCGCGAGCAGAGGGCCUCCCAUCAUCUCACCUUUUCGCUCUGUACGCAGAAUGAAGGAACCCUUCCAGCUGAUGCUCCCAUCGUCGCCGGCGUCAUGCGACAGUGCACCAACAUUCCGCCCGAAAUCAACCAGAGAAUCUAAAAUACCAGGUGUUCGUACACUACGGACAUGGCGCUCUGAUCAAAAUUUGGGUUCUGCUAGCAUGUCAGCUUUUGGUCUUUUGCCCAGUCCCCCAAUAUCAGAAUCUAGGGCUGUAAGUGCGGGGGCUAAUACAUCAUAUUUUGAGUGCAAAGAUGAACCAAAAGAGGCGGACAUUAUCAAUGAGGACUUACAGAAAGAGCCAAGCUUGCCCGAACUGGAGGAGCCGGUUGAGCUGAGCGGAGGAUUGGAGGACAGCGACACAGAAAGGAUUAACUACAAAGCCUACCGCCCGCCUGACUGGAUCGAAGAACGCCACGAACAACCCCAAGAACAAAGGUGGACGGAGGUUACUAGUGUCCACGAAGCACAUUCGAAUCUCAUCCGGCAGUGCGAAGGCAAUGAGUUAAGAAACACCGCCAAGAGCCAUGAUGGCCUUUCAAGUCCUAUUACAUCACCUCCAGGGCCCACCUACUGUCAUGUUCCAGGCAGCUCGCCGAGACCUCAACGGCCGAGGACCGCCACCGUCUCAAGUGAAGCUAGUUGGAUACCCAGUAAUCUGGCGUAUUGCGAGACAUGGCUGAAAGGCGUUCCCUUUGAUCCGCUUUCUGGAAAAGAUGAAAACAUCAGAGAAUCCAACCGUCGAAAGGUCCAGAUUGUUGAACAGGAUCCACCACUUCCAAUGCCGAAGAUAGAUUUCAUCCCGGGGAUGAAGUCUCUCGACGAACCCUUGAGAUUUGCUGUUGCAAGCAAGCCCAAAAAUAAACCAAGAUUGGUUGAUAUUGCUCGGCAGUCCUCCCCGAUGCCACCUCCACCAUCAUUAAUACCACACCCUCUUCCAAUGACGCCAGAUCAGCGGCAAGAGGAAGUAUCUGCAUUCAGUCCAGAUACACCACUUGAAACUCCGCUGGACAUGUCGGAUAGUGGCUAUGGCACGCGGGAGUCUGGUUACUCUCUGAGCACCUAUGAGGACGGUAAAGAUGACGAUGUAUACACUGACCCAGGGUCAUUGACCUCCGACAGUGUUACAUCUACUGUGAUUGGCGAUCGACCUGGCACCGCGCAGGGAGAGCGCGACACUUUCACUCAGCCAGAAAUUCGGUCUGGAAGUGUAAGCCCAGAGGCAACACCACAGACUGAACAUUCUCCAAGCCGGAGGUCUACAAAAUCUAUUCAAGAAGAAUCAGAUGAAGCAACACCGUGGGAUGACGCUGACCAUGAGUGGACCCUGGAUGAUCAUCAAUGGACCCUCGACGAACUUGAACAUUCUGUGAAGGACUUUCCUCGUCACAUGCUUCGACUCACAUCACCUGCAAUCCUGCAUGUAAGGAAAAGCGACGACAAGAAUUUCCUCCGCCCGUUUCGAACAAUAUUUCCUGAAGUCACAGAGAACUUGCUAGAUUGUCUCUGUGCAGCGCUCAUUGCCCGCAACUACCUCCUUUCCUUAUCUACUAUUCACCGCCACAAACCUUCCUUACUGGCGCGAAACGACACAUAUGGCAUCGAUGCCAUCCCCACAAAAGCAUACAGCACACUGGGCAUCCAGCUCCCAUCUGGGUCCCCCGGCCGCACCAAGGACCGAGUCCUUGGGUCCCGCAGUUCAGAACUGCGCCGGCAGGUCGAGGGAAUUAUCGACAAUCUACUAUUCGCCAUCUGUGGUCGAUCAGAUGAAGUGCUUAAAUCUGCGAUUGAAGUUCUCGCCCAGGUCCUGGAAGUCAAUGCCCCCUAA